Messenger RNA from Vigna radiata var. radiata (mung bean), 845 nucleotides. RefSeq lists its product as uncharacterized. The transcript has a single exon. The coding region runs from base 234 to 614 and encodes 126 amino acids. NCBI's taxonomy places the organism in Eukaryota, Viridiplantae, Streptophyta, Magnoliopsida, Fabales, Fabaceae. The record is from RefSeq and is a predicted model, not a curated record.
UUAUUGUUCUUGGAUUAAAUAAAUAGUUGCUGUCCCUCUAGAAGACCAUGACAAAUCUGAGGCAAAUCCUUCUCCUUUUAUUAAUGACAAUUGACUCAUUCCAUACGUUAUAGAGGCUAAGUCUUAGAAAGAUUGCCCUGUCAGUGUCACAAAAACUAUCAAACAACUUCUUUCUUUCGAUCUCACUCUUAUUUCAGUGUCUAGGAGUUUCCCUUCUGCAGCACUCUGUGUUGAUGAUAUACAUGGAGAACCCUUCUAAUUACAUGCUUCUUGAAGCCACUGGUGACUCUGAAACUGACUGCAACCCCACUAUGGAAGAACUUGGCAGAGAAGAUGACGAUGCUCAAUCUUGCAUCCACGAUACUUCUGAGACAUCUAAUGCUGCUGAGCUCAAAGGAUACGAGUUUUGGAAUAAUGAUCAUGAUGCAGAUGAUGUUGAUGAUGAUGAGAAGAAACGUGAGGUUCAUGGAACAUCAUAUUGUGAUGAUGAUGGUGAUGAUGAUGAUCAGAUGCAAGAACAACAGAAGUUCUGUGUGUCUGAUGAGUCAGGCCAUGAAGUGUUGGAUGAGAUGGAAAAGAACAGGAGGUUCUGGGAAGCUUGCUUGGCAUCGUGAUUAGGUUUGAAGUAAUUCCCUUUUUCUGAAUCACACUGCUCUGCCUUCAACAACAUUCAUACAAUUUAUUCUUUUUUUUUUUUUUAGCUAAACUUAUCAGAAAGAUAAAAGCUUUCAAUUGUAUGUAUCUAUGGCUAAACUGAUUUGUUCAGAGUUUCAAACCACAUUCACUUGUAUAAACCAUGAUCACACUAUUCAAGUAUUACCAUUUCUUAUAACAGCUUAAUCGUG